AUGGCCACAACCCCCGCUUGUUUCCCAUCCUUCCGCCUAUGGGCACGUUUCCAGGCUCGAUACGGCUUCUGCUUGCGGGUGUGCGCCUCCUGCUUCAACGUCGAACCCCGCCCAUUGCCCCAAGGACCCCAUCCACAAUCUCAAGCCGUCCACAACCCGUCCGGACACAAGGUGGGCGAGGCCAAGUUCGUGCCUGGCAACCUGCCAAACCUGACCAACCUGGACACCGCCUGGCCAAUGAUUUGCACAUGGGCUCCGUCGACAUGGCCCCUGGCCCUCCUCCGUGAUGGACGGAAAUGGGACCGCAGUGGCUCUAGCAUCAAUAUGGGAUCAUGA
This is a messenger RNA of Colletotrichum destructivum, 336 nucleotides long. RefSeq lists its product as uncharacterized. The transcript has 2 exons. NCBI's taxonomy places the organism in Eukaryota, Fungi, Ascomycota, Sordariomycetes, Glomerellales, Glomerellaceae. Bases 1 to 336 code for a protein of 111 amino acids. The record is from RefSeq and is a predicted model, not a curated record.